CCUGCAGCUCCUGCGCAAGCUCGUAUCAAACUAACGAUUGUAGAUUAGAUUGUGAUUGGCGACUAGCAAUUACUUCUCUGUCAAUUAGAAAAAGCAGCCACUAAUUGAGAUUAGUGACUGCACUUAAUUGCAGUCACUAAACAAUAUUCUAUUUUAUAAUUAUCAAUUGCAACCCAAUCGGCAAUUUCAGUGUGACACAAGCUUUAAACAUAGUACCUGGCGUCAUCUAGCAAUGAAAAUCUUCUUCUCUCUACGAGUCGCCACUGUUUCAAUUAAAAAAUCGAAGUCAUACAAUUCAACUGUAAGUCAGGAGGCUUUUUUAUUUUCAAGUAGUACGACACACUGCAGAUACCGCCGCGCUCUUGAUAUUACGAUGUAUGUUGGUCGCAUCGUUGUUGGACAAUAAGAAAUAUGUAUGAACAAGCGGCAAGCAACUGGGCUGUUGGUCUGUACUCUCUGUUCGAUCCAACAAAUUUUCUGCCCUUCGUGCCGCAUUUAUGGAACAAACAAGUGAUAGUUUCGCGUUAUCCGAGCCACACGAAGGUACGAGAUACUGAUGUACUCGUGGGAUACCUUAUAAUAUUCUGGGUGACGGUGUAUCUAUUGUAUGAAAAAUGCCUUAACUCGCUGUUCAGACGUAUGCGUUUCCCGUUGGUACAACGAAACAGAAUAAUCAAGGCGGUAUGGAACUGUGGAUUCUGCUUCGGUAGUAUAUGUUACAUGAUGUCAUCGGCUACUCAAAUCUUGAGUGUUGCACCUCAAGAACAGGGAAUGACAUAUCAGGAGUUAGGGAUUGCUCUGCACAAGAGCUUCUACUUUCACCAGGCUGGAAUCAAUAUACUAUGUCAUGGUGUUUGGAUGAAGGGUUGCGCAAACUUACUCUUUGCAUCAUUCAUCUUGAAUCCAUAUCGACAGAAUUAUAGGUGGUGUACGAUUACAAGUCUUUUUCUAAUGUACAAAACCAUUGACAUUGUGAUAGUUAAUAUUUGUCGAGUAUUAUUGUGCAUUCUCCAAUCUGCUGGAAGACCAAUUUGUAAAAUAAUAUUCCUAUUGCACUGCCAGAUUUGGAUAUAUUUGUACUUGUAUUAUGUACCUACAUAUAUGUUCUGGUCAGAAGGAAGUAAAUAUGCAAGAAUAGAGCCUGGCUUGUGGCUUUGGUUUACAACAGAAUGUUUAGAUUCAAUAUGGUUGAAGGUCUUUAGACAUGCAAAGGCUACACAUUGGCUUGAAAUCUGCUUGUUUCCACCGCCAACGCAAGAAGCGAUUGAAUUGGCAGGCAUUCAUAAAAGGCAUAAAGAGUCUUUGAGGAAAUUUAAUAAUAAAAUAUCGAAGAAAGCCGAAUUGUGGCAAACAUUAGUUUGUGCGAUGGCGAUCAAGAAGAAAAUUAAGAAAAUUCGUCAAGCGAAGAAUAACAAUACAAAUUUACCAAUGGAAGAUUCCGAAGAAGAAACUGACCUGCUUCAAGCGCACGUAGAAAACGAGAUAUCAGAGGAAGAUUAGUAGUUCGUAUAAAAACAAUUCUAAAAAGUGUUUAAUUACGAAACUCAAAUUAACGACGAGAGUCGUCCGCACUUUUGUCAAACGAAAGGGCGAUAGUUGUAUCAUGAUAUUCCGAGUAUUGAAAAUUUUCUUUUAUACUAAAUUAUUUUAGCGUACCGACAACACGCAUUAUUUGCAACGAGUAUUAUUCACUCGAUUCGCAUGUACUUAUAUCUGUAUAUAAUUUUAAAUUAGAGUAGGAGAAUGAAUGGUGCAAGCAUAGAAGGUACAUUGUGUCUUCUGACGCGAUGCAAGAGUGACUAGGUCGAAUAACGAAAGACUGUACCGUGUAGAUUUUAUACAAAUUAAGUUUAUUCGAGAAUUUCGUAGAGACGUACACCGACGCUUACGUAGAAAAUUGAUUAUCGCGUUUACACGUAUAUUGCUUAGUGGGACAUCUCGUCAAUUGUAUUGCGUCAAUCGUAUGCCGCAGCUGGAAGGAUCCCAAAUUAGCUAGACGUCCCAGCGACAUUAAAGUCAAAUUAGCGAUGCGUUUUGUCGAGACUGGUAUUUGGAGACACUAUUGUGUAUUGUUAGUCAUCUUGUUAACCUUUGACAUAACCCAAAGCACUUAAUGGUUACGCUAGUCAUGACAUAGACGUAAUAUGAUAUACGAUCGUCGAAGUGGCAUUAUUAUGCGAAUCAAACACACGUUUCUCUGUGCGAAAUGAUUGUACGCGAAUCCUCGAAACGGCGGGGUCGUGUUCCUCGAGCUAUAUAUAGAUGGAAUACCAUCUAAAUCUACAUUAUUUAUUACAGAAUGCGUUUAUCAUGUAGUGCGUUUGCAUCGACAAGAUUUACGAUGAAUCGCACUUUGGCGUCGUCAACUAAUUUGCGAGAUAUAGAAUCGAGGUAUAUGAACUCGAGACACACGAGUACCAUACUUGUUUAUGUGGCAGUAGGUAGAGAAUGUAUAAAACGAGCGGAUUACGUUACAUCGUGCAUUGUUGAGCAAUGAAAUCGUAUUAUCGCGGCAAUUUUAGGGGUGAUGCCGGAAACGUACUUAAUUUAUGUGCGUUAGUUUCUCGCUCAAAGUCGGAAGACGGAUAUCCUUCGCGUCGGUUCCGCUCUCCUUUCAUCUCAUAGGGAAAAAGAACUCAACUAUUCAAGUCAUACAUCAUUUCUAAACGCGCGCGGAUACGUUGUCUUCCGUUCGUUGGUGAUGAGGAUAUUGUCCUGUUACGUUCCAACUAUCUAGUUAAUGUACAACGUAAAUGAAGACAACGAUGAUUCGUUAGAUAAGUUUAAUGGACCUUUAUAGACACACUCACACACAAAAUGUCUCGUUAUAUUACUUUAUGUUGUGUGUAUACGGGGGUUUUAUUGGUAUGCUCAUGAACGUAUAUCGUCAGAGGGAUGCGACUUACGUUUAACUACCACUGCGCUUAUCAACGUGCAACUCGUAGUUAUUAAUCGCCUACGCAUGCACACGCGAGUACGACGCACUGUUCGUUAAAACGAACAAUUCCAGUUGAGAGACUUCGUGUGAAGAUUCGUCUUGGCGCGACAACAGUGAGCCGGUUGAACGGUGUGUAACACCGUCGCCGUGUUAACUCUGUAUUAACUUCGUUAAAAUUGUGAAAAAGUGUCAAAGCAAUAAAGAAUGGCGCUUUUU
Molecule: messenger RNA, 3154 nt
Organism: Odontomachus brunneus
Lineage: Eukaryota; Metazoa; Arthropoda; Insecta; Hymenoptera; Formicidae
Exons: 7
Coding region: 412-1500 (362 amino acids)
Source: RefSeq, a predicted model, not a curated record